GUGGUGGUGUAGGAUUGCGCUAUCUCCGUAUCUGUAUGCCGUAUAUUUUGCUGCUCGUCAAUCGUCAUUCAAAAUACAUCCGAAUAAUUAGCAUAUUUCGCCGUGAAAAUCAUCGUUCGUACCAAUGCUAUGACGUCGUCUGUACGCUGUCCGAGCCCGGUUUCUUAAAACGAAGUUUUUUGACACCCGUAGUGUGUGAACGGUCUAUUUCGCGAACUCCAGCAAUUGGUUUUCCCCUCUUAUCACCAUCAUGUGAAAACCCGAACACCGGCCCUUUUAUUCAAUUUUUUUUUUUCUGACAGCGUUGUUCCGGUCAUUUUGCAGGUAUCUAAAUUUCUUAUUAAUUAUUUAUCGAAUCCUGGAAGAGUCAUCUCUCUCCACAAUUUCUCCUCACAUAGGUGGUCUUAUGUGUUACAGAAAAAAUGACGGAAUCGCUGGACAGUGGCACUGUUAAUGCCUUGUCGUCGUUGGACGAGAACACGACCAACUCGUUGUCCAUAAUGGACGUGGCCGUGUUUGUUGAUUAUUUAAAGCAAACAGUAUCCACCAUACUUCACGGUGACAAGUCAGCUACUACUUCUCUGGUGGACUUGGCAUUUAAUGAUUCUGCUAAUCUUGAAUGUAUUAAAAAGUUUUUAUCAGACCCAAAUACUUCAACCAUAUUUGUCCAAAAAGCAGUUCUUAAAGGUUAAUAUUCUACAAUAUUAUUUACAGAGUGAGUUGUAAUUAAAACAAAUUACUUAAUGUUAUUUUAGAUGAAGAGACAGAAAAUGGAGGGGAAGCAGACGAAGAAAAAGAUACACUUAUAUUUUAUUUAUCUAAUGAAGUCAUUUUUACAAACCAGAAAAUGACUAGGUCAGUCAGUUUUUAUUUUUUCUGAAUUUUAUUUUUAUUUUUAAUUUGUUAUAGUUUAUCAUUUAUGAAGAGAGCAACAGUGAUAGAAGCUGAUAAACCAAUCCCGAGUCAACUACGAAUUAUCCAAUUUAAUGAUGGUUCACCAUAUGAAACAUUGCAUGCAUUAGUUAGUAAAGCUAUCACUCCAUAUUUCAAAAGUUAUGUUAAAGAAUCCGGAAGAGCUGAUAGGUAUAAUUAUUAUCUUAAUGUUGAGAGAAUUAUGAUUAACAGUUUUUAGUUUUUUCUUAAUUAAACAUAAUUGAAUUGUUCAUUCAUUUUUGUUGUAAAUUUACUGUUUUUAGGGAUGGUGAUAAAAUGGCCCCAUCAGUUGAAAAGACCAUGGUUGAAUUAGAAAUGGGUUUACUUCAUUUACAACAGAAUAUUGAUAUUCCUGAAGUGACAUUGACCAUAAAUCCUACCGUAUUAUCUGUAAUAAGCAAAUGUGCUGAAGAAAAUCGUAAACCUAAAGUGUCAGACUUUGGAGCACUUGUGGAGGAUUCUAAAUUUCUCAAUCAGCUUCAGUCUGGUGUUAACCGUUGGAUCAAAGAAAUACAAAAGGUAAAUAUAUAUAUAUAUAUAUAUUUAAAUAUAAUAAUUUUACUUAGAUAAAUAAUGUGUUAGGUAAUAUUUUUAUUAUAUUUUAUUCUAUAUUUUAGGUGACCAAUUUAGAUCGAGAUCCAUUAAAUGGAACAGCUUUACAAGAAACGAGUUUUUGGUUAAAUAAAGAAAGAGCACUGCAUCGUAUUCAAGAAAAACGUGAAAGUUUAGAAGUUGGCCUUACAUUGGACAUUUUAAAACACGGCAAACGUUUUCAUGCCACUGUCAGUUUUGAUAGUGAUACUGGCCUUAAGACUGCUUUAGCUACUGUCAAUGAUUAUAAUACAUUAAUGAAAGAUUUUCCUAUCAAUGAUCUUUUAGCUGCUACAGAUUUAGAUCGUAUUCGUGUUGCUAUUGAACAUAUUUUUAUUCAUUUACGUAAAAUACGAAGCACCAAGUACCCUUUACCAAAACUAUUAAAAUUAGUUGAAGCUAUUUCUAGAGAUUUACUAUCAAAACUAUUAAAAGUGAGAAUUGUUUAAUUUUUCAAGGUUUAUAAUAGUAAUAAUUUAAUUUGUUUCGUACAAUAAUUUAGGUUUUGGGUACUAGAUUUUUAAUGCAUAUACCAUAUGAUGAAUUUGAAAAAGUUAUGUUGCAGUGUUUUAAUGUUUUUACUGCUUAUGAUGAUGAAUUUGAUAAACUUCAAGUUAUUUUGAGGUUAAUAUUUUCAAAUGGUUUAAAUACAGUAGAUAUUAAUAUUCUUGACUGAUUUUAGGGAUGUAGUUAAAAGAAAAAGGGACGAGACAUUCAAAGUAGUUUGGCGUAUACAGCCAGAUCAUAAAAGGUUACAGACUAGGCUUGAACAUAUGAGGAAAUUUAGACAACAACAUGAACAAUUGCAAGCAGUUAUAAUGAGAGUUCUUAGACCUACAGCUCAACAAUCACAAGUACGUGAUGAUCAAGACCAAGGUCCAGUUUCUUUAUCACCUGCUCCAGAUACAAGUGCUAUUGAGGUAUUUACAAAUUAUUUAAUUUGAUGAGACCUUAUAGACUUACUAUACCUUGUACUUUUAAAUAAAUUGUAAUAAUAAAAAAUAUACUACUAGGAAGUUAAUUCAGCUUAUGAAAAUAUAAAAGUGGUAGAUUGCUUGGAUAUUAGUCGUGAGGGUGUUGAAGCUUGGGAAGCAGCUGUAGCACGUUAUGAAGAAAGAAUUGACAGGGUUGAAGCUAGAAUAACUGCUCAUCUUAGAGAUCAAUUAGGAACAGCUCGUAAUGCCAAUGAAAUGUUCCGCAUAUUUUCUCGAUUUAAUGCUCUAUUUGUGCGACCACAUAUACGUGGAGCUAUAAGAGAAUAUCAAACUCAACUUAUCAAUAAAGUUAAAGAAGAUAUUGAAGCUCUUCAUGAUAAGUUCAAAGUAAAUUUGUUUAAAAAUAUAUAUAUUAAAAAUGUAUGCAUUAUGAUGUAUGCACUAUUUUUAAAUUUAUUUUUCUAGACUCAAUAUCCCUUGAGCAAAGCUUCAUUUUUAAGCCAACAAGAAGAUAUACCACCAAUAGCUGGUUCUAUUUUAUGGGCCAAAUUAAUUGAUAGUCAGUUAUCUGCUUAUCUACGACGAGUAGAAGAUGUCUUAGGUAUGAUAAAAAGAUAAUUGUAAAAAAAAUAUAUAUAUAUAAAAUAUUUAUUUUUGGUUAUUAGGAAAAGGAUGGGAAGAUCAUUUGGAAGGUCAAAAAUUAAAAGCUGAUGGUGAUAGUUUUCGUCUGAAAUUAAAUACAAAAGAUAUUUUUGACGAAUGGGCUCGAGGUGUUCAACAAAAGAAUAUGGGUGUAUCUGGAAGAAUUUUUACCAUUGAAAGUACAAGAUCUCGAACUGGUAGAGGAAAUGUAUUAAAACUCAGGGUGAGAAUUUUAUUUAAACAAAAAUGUAUUUACUGUUUUUCAUUUAAUUGUAUUUAUAUUAGGUGAAUUUUUUGCCUGAAAUCAUUACAUUAUCAAAAGAAGUACGACAUUUAAAAAAUCUUGGAUUUCGGGUACCCUUAGCUAUCGUAAAUAAAGCUCAUCAAGCAAAUCAGUUGUAUCCAUUUGCUAUAUCUUUGCGUGAAAGUGUUCGUACUUAUGAAUGUACUUUAGACAAAGUAAGAUUUAAAUGUUUACAUUAAUUUUUACAUGUUUUGAAUACAUUUGUAUUUACAUCUGUACUGUUAUAUUUUAAUCAGCUAGGCAAUAGGAGUUCUUAUAUAAAGGUAGUAUAUGUCCUUAUUUGUGGUAGAAAUACUUUUAUUAAAAGUUACAAAUUUAUUGUUUUGUAGAUCGAAGAUAAAAUUACUAUUGUACCAUUAAUAGCCGGACUGCAUAAAGACACUCAAGCCCUUAUUGCUGAAGGUGUUCAAAUGGUCUGGGAAAGCUAUAAACUUGAUCAAUAUGUUCAAAAAUAUGCAGAACAGAUAUUGGCUUUUCAAGAAAAAGUUGAAGAUCUUCUAGUUGUUGAAGAACAACUAGAUUUAGAUGUUAAAUCAUUAGAAACUUGUGCCUAUUCUGCUAGCACUUUAGCUGAUAUUCUUACUAAAAUUCAAAGAGCAGUUGAUGAUUUAUCACUAAGGCAAUAUUCCAAUUUACAUAUAUGGGUUACACGUUUGGAUCAACAGGUUAAAGUUUGAGUAAUUUAAUUGAAUAGUGAAUUUUAUUUACUUUGAUACUUUAUUUUUGUAGAUUGAAAAAAGUUUAUCUUCAAGGCUUCAAGCAGGUAUUCAAGCUUGGACCGAAGCAUUAGAAGGGAAAAAGAAAGAUUUAAGUAUGGAUACUGAUGCACCACCUCAACCGACUAACAAGCUUGGUGGUGAUCCCCAAAUUAAAGUACAAAUACUUGAAGUCAGGAUAACCAAUCAAACUAUUUAUUUAUAUCCAAAUUUGUGUGAGGCACGCGUUCAACUCAUGCAACAGUUCUUUGCGUGGCAAGCUGUAGUAACGUCACAAAUUAGAUUACAAAGUUCUAGAUACCAAGUUGGCUUAGAUCAACCAACAUCACAGACAUAUCAAGAUCUUUUAGCCAAUCUCCCAUCAGGUGAGACUGUUUUAAUGGCAGCAUUUGAAGCAAUGGAAAGAAAAAUAAAUGAGGUUCAUAAUUAUUCAAUCUUAAAUAUUUUAAGAAUAUUUUUUAAAAUAUUCUUUUUUAGGCUGAAAAAUACAUGUCUGAAUGGUUAAUUUAUCAAUCUUUAUGGGAUUUACAAGCAGAUAAUUUAUAUAACCAAAUGGGAGAAGACAUAAGUACUUGGAUGACAUACUUAAAUGAUAUUCAGUAAAAAUUAUUAUAAAUAAAUAUAAUAUAAUUUCUAUUUAUUUUAUUAAUUGUAUUGUAUAUAUGGUUUUUUUUUUUUAGAAAAUCUCGUAAAACUUUUGAUACAACUGAAACUCGCAAAGAUCUUGGACCAUUUAUUAUAGAAUAUGGAAAAGUUCAAAGUAAAGUCGCUUUAAAGUAUGAUUCAUGGCAUAAAGAAAUUUUAAAUAAAUUUGGAGGUUUACUUGGCAAUAGUAUGACACAAUUUCAUGUUCAAGUGGCUAAAGUUAGUAUUCAAUUUUAUUUAAGGAAAAACAUAUUUAACCAAUUAACAAUUAUAGUCUAGAAAUGAUAUGGAAAAACAAUCAAUCGAAGCCGCAAGUACAUCUGAUGCGGUAUCAUUUAUAACAUAUGUGCAAUCAUUAAAGCGCAGUAUGAGAGUAUGGGAAAAACAAGUUGACUUGUAUAAAAAAGGGCAGAAAAUUUUAGAAAGACAACGUUUCCAAUUUCCUACCAAUUGGCUUGAUUUGGACAAUGUUGAAGGCGAGUGGAGUGCAUUUAAUGAAAUCAUCAAACGCAAAGACAAAUCAAUACAAACUCAAGUAAUUUUAUUGAUUAUUUGAUUAAUAUAUUUGUUCUAAUUGUAUUUCUUUAAUUGUAGGUGCAAAGUUUACAAAUGAAGAUAAUAGCCGAAAAUAAAGCUGUAGAAACCAGAACCAAUGAUUUCCUUUUAGAAUGGGAACAGGGUAAACCAGUAGCUGGAAACACACAACCUGAUGAUGCUUUAUCCCAACUACAAGUAUUUGAAAAUAAAUUUACUCGCAUUAAAGAUGAAAGAGAUAAUGUAGCUAAAGCUAAAGAAGCAUUAGAACUUAAAGACCCAGCAGGUAUAUAAUAUAAAUGUUAAAAAAAAAAAAAAACACUUAUUUGUGUAAAAUUAUAUCAACAAUGAUUUUUAUUUUAACUUUAGGUAGUGCAUUGUCAAGUGCAGAAGAUCGCAUGAUUGUUGUUUUUGAAGAAAUGCAAGAUCUUAAAGGUGUUUGGUCUGAACUUUCAAAAAUAUGGGUACAGAUUGAUGAAAUUCGAGAAAAACCUUGGCUUUCAGUUCAACCUAGAAAACUUCGUCAACAAUUGGAUGGUUUAACUAGUCAAUUAAAAGAAUUACCUGCUCGGUUUAGACAAUAUUCUUCAUAUGAAUAUGUUAAAAAACUUUUGCAUAGUUAUGUUAAGGUAAGCUAACUUCUCUAUUUUUCAUUCUUUUUCUGAAUAUCAUACGUCUUAUAUUUAAAAUUUAUUAUCUAAUAUUACCUUCUAAGACAUAUAAGAUUCUUAAUAUUAAAAUUUUUAAAAAUCAUGAUCUAGUAUAAGUUUCAAUAAAUUUAAUUAUUACAAGUUUUACACAAAUAUUUCAAAAUACUAAAAAGUUAUUUAGAGUUAUUAAAUAAAAAUGUAUUUUUUAUAGGUCAACAUGACUGUAAUAGAAUUAAAAUCUGAUGCUUUAAAAGACCGUCAUUGGAAACAAUUGAUGCGUAAACUUCGCGUAAAUUGGACUUUUUCUGAUAUAACAUUGGGUCAAAUUUGGGAUGUAGAUUUACAAGCAAAUGAAGCAGUUGUUAAAGAUAUCAUUAUGACUGCACAAGGAGAAAUGGCUUUAGAAGAAUUUUUAAAACAAGUAUGUUUUUUUGCAUUUUUCUCAGUAUAAUAAGUUUAGUUUUGACUCGAUGAAAACUGAAUUUAGUUUUAAAAUUUAUAUUAUUUAAAUUAACUAAUAAAUUAUUGUUUGUAUAAAAAUUGAGAUUUUAUGAAAAUGUAAAAUUUGCCUCAAUGGAUUUAAAUACACUGAUUAAUAUAUUUUUUAUUUGGUUGGAUUGUUUAAUUUAUUUUAAAAUUAGCUAUUAAUUAAAUAAUAAUAAAUAAGCUAUUAUGUAAUUAUUUUAAUUUUAAAUAUUUAUAAACACACACUUUGUUGAAUAUAAUUAGGUUAUGUUGCAUUUUAUUUUUAUAAAACAAUUUUUUUUUCUCAACUAGGUCCGUGAUACUUGGCAAUCCUACUCUUUAGACCUAAUAAAUUAUCAAAAUAAAUGCCGUCUAAUAAGAGGUUGGGAUGAACUUUUUAAUACUGUCAAAGAACAUAUCAAUUCUGUAGCAGCUAUGAAGUUAUCACCUUAUUACAAAGUAAGUAGGAUCAAUUUGUUCAAAGUAAUGUUUGUAGUUACUUUUGGUUAAACUGUACACAAUGUUUUGGUAUUUUGUUUAUAAACUAUUUUAUAUUUAUUGUAACCACAAGUGCUAAUGUCCUUAAAAACCAUUUUAUGUAUGUAGAGUUUUCUUAUUGUGAUCUAGAACAUACAUUUUUUUAUUUAUUUUUAUUUUAUUUUAAAUAUAAUUUAAACUUUCAGGUUUUUGAAGAAGAAGCAUUAACAUGGGAAGAAAAGCUUAAUCGAAUAAAUACUCUUUUUGAUGUUUGGAUUGAUGUACAGCGACGUUGGGUAUAUUUAGAAGGCAUAUUUUCAGGAAGUGCUGAUAUUAAGACUUUGUUACCUGUUGAAACAUCACGAUUCCACAAUAUUAGGUAAUACAAUUUUUUUAGAUUUAUUGUUUAGUUAGAUUAAUAAAAACUAAAUUUUUUUUUCUCAGUUCUGAUUUUUUGGGUCUAAUGAAAAAGGUUUCAAAAUCAAGAAUGGUUAUUGAUGUUCUUAAUAUUCAAGGAGUACAGCGAUCACUUGAAAGAUUAGCUGAUUUACUAGGGAAAAUACAAAAGGCUCUUGGAGAGUAUUUAGAAAGAGAAAGAAUGUCUUUCCCAAGAUUUUAUUUUGUUGGCGAUGAAGAUCUUUUAGAAAUAAUUGGAAAUAGUAAAAAUAUUUCAAGACUGCAAAAACAUUUUAAGAAGAUGUUUGCUGGUGUAGCUGCUAUAAUUUUAGAUGAAACUUCAACAAAUAUUCUGGGUGUUGCAUCUCGUGAAGGCGAGGAAGUUUUAUUUACUAAUCCCAUAUCUACAACUGACCAUCCUAAAAUUAAUGAAUGGCUUACGUUGGUUGAGAAGGAAAUGAGAUUCACAUUGGCUUCUCGUUUGGGUGAAGCAGUUAAUAAUAGCAAACAAUUUAAACAAGACACCAUUGAUCAUGAUGCUUUUAUGACAUGGUGUGAUAAUUAUCAAGCACAAAUUGUUGUUUUAUCUGCUCAAAUUUUGUGGAGCGAAGAUAUAGAAACAGCUUUACACCAAAUUCAAGCUCAAUGUGAAAAUGAAAAUGGUUCUGCACCUAAAUUAACACCAUUAGAAAAUGUUUUAGCUCAAGUUGAGACAUCAUUAAACUUUUUAGCAGAUUCUGUUUUGCAAGAGCAACCCCCUUUAAGAAGAAAAAAACUAGAGUAUUUAGUAUGUUUAUUUUUUGCUAUUAAUGGCCACUUUAAAUUUUAUUGUUAACAUUUAUUAUAAUUAUUUUUUUUCUUUUAGAUUAAUGAAUAUGUUCAUAAACGCAUGAUCACUAGAAGAUUAAUUUCAAGAAAAGUAUCUAGUCCUCGUUCAUUUGAAUGGCUUUGUGAAAUGCGUUUUUACUUAGAUCCUAAUCAGACUGAUGUUUUAAAACAGCUUACGAUUCAAAUGGCUAAUGCUAAUUUCUACUAUGGAUUUGAAUAUCUUGGUGUGCAAGAUAGAUUGGUUCAAACUCCAUUAACUGAUCGAUGUUACUUAACUAUGACACAAGCUUUAGAAGCUAGACUUGGAGGAUCACCAUUUGGUUAGUUUGGUAGUUAUUAAAAUUUUUCUCUUGAGUAUUGACAUCAUUUUAACCAACCUUGUUAUAUUUAGGACCUGCUGGUACUGGUAAGACUGAAUCUGUUAAAGCUCUCGGUCACCAGUUGGGACGUUUUGUUUUGGUAUUCAAUUGUGACGAAACAUUUGAUUUCCAAGCUAUGGGACGUAUAUUUGUUGGUCUUUGUCAAGUGGGAGCUUGGGGAUGUUUUGAUGAAUUUAAUAGAUUGGAAGAAAGAAUGUUAUCAGCUGUCUCACAACAGAUACAAACAAUUCAGGAAGCAUUGAAAUCUCAAAUGGAUUCUAAGAAAACUAGUCAGUACAAUUUUGAAUGUCAUACUGCUGACAAUCAUUUUAAAAUAAUUUGGAUGAUAUUGAAAUUAAAUUUUAAAAUAUUUUCCUUAGUUCAUAAUAUUAAAACCGUUGUAAUAGUUUUAGUUCAAUGUUUAUACUUAUUUUACAUUUUGAAAACUUUAAUAUUUUUGUAUUUUCAUUGAAUAUUUGUGUUUUUAGAUAUUACUGUAGAACUUGUCGGAAAACAAGUUAGAGUAUCUACAGAUAUGGCAAUAUUCAUAACCAUGAAUCCUGGUUAUGCUGGACGUUCAAAUCUUCCAGACAAUCUGAAAAAGUUAUUUAGAUCAUUAGCCAUGACUAAACCUGAUAGACAACUUAUUGCUGAAGUUAUGUUGUUUUCACAAGGUUUCCGUACAGCUGAGAAACUUGCAUGUAAAAUUGUUCCAUUUUUCAAGUAAAUAUAUUUUUUAAAUUAAUUAAAAUGAAUACAACUUAUCAACUUAAUAAAUUUUAGAUUGUGCGAUGAACAGCUUUCUAAUCAAUCUCAUUAUGAUUUUGGAUUACGUGCAUUAAAGUCUGUUUUAGUAUCUGCGGGUAAUGUCAAAAGAGACCGUAUUCAACGUAUUAAAGGUAUUAGUGCUACAACUGAAAGGCAUAGUCUAAAUGAAGCUGAAAUUGCUGAAAAUUUACCAGAACAAGAGGUCUAAUAUAUAUUUAAUUUUUUUAUAACUGACAUUUUUCAUUAUUGUUUCCAUUAUUUGUAGAUAUUGAUUCAAUCUGUGUGUGAAACAAUGGUUCCUAAACUUGUCGCAGAAGAUAUUCCACUUUUAUUUUCAUUAUUAAAUGAUGUAUUUCCUCAAGUUCAAUAUAAACGUGCUCAAAUGACUGGUGAUUAAUAAUCUUUUUAAAAUAUAUAAAAUCUGAAUGAUCUUAUUAUUACAAAAAAAAUUUCAGAAUUGAAAGAUCAAAUAAAAAAAGUAUGCCAAGAAGAAUACUAUGUCUGUGGUGAGGAUGACGAGCUUGGUGGCCCUUGGAUGGAAAAGGUAAUACAUGUGUUCUAUCUAUGAAUCAUAAUAUUUUAUAAAUUCAUUUUUUUUAUGCUUACUUUUUCACGCUUACUUAGUGUUAUAUGGGGGAAACUUGGAUACAAAAGGUAUUUUUGAAAAUAAUUGUUUUAUAACUAAUAAUAUUAAAUAUCAAUUUAUUGAUUUUGUUAGUUAUACAGAUAACAUAUUGGACAUAUGUCAAUUUAAUGUAUAUUUAACUUAAGGUGCUGCAAUUAUAUCAAAUAUGUGAAUUGAAUCAUGGCUUAAUGAUGGUUGGCCCAAGUGGAUCCGGUAAAUCUAGUGCUUGGAAAGUAUUAUUAAAAGCUUUGGAAAGAAUGGAUGGAAUGGAAGGUCAAGCUCAUGUAAUCGAUCCAAAAGCUAUAUCUAAAGAAGCAUUGUAUGGUGCCUUAGACCCUAAUACAAGGGAAUGGACAGAUGGUUUGUUUACACAUAUAUUGAGGUAGGCACAAUAUAAGUGGAUUUAAUUUAAUGCCAGGAAUAUAGUGUAUUCUAAAAUAUCAAUACUUUAGGAAAAUUGUUGAUAAUGUUCGAGGGGAAAUAAAUAAAAGACAAUGGAUUAUUUUUGAUGGUGAUGUUGACCCUGAAUGGGUUGAAAAUUUGAAUUCUGUUUUGGAUGACAAUAAAUUGUUAACAUUGCCAAAUGGAGAACGUCUUUCACUUCCACCCAAUGUUCGAAUUAUGUUUGAGGUAAUUAUUUGAACAUUUGAAAAAUUAAAUAUUUGAUUAAAUGUUCACAAAAUUAUUACUAAAUUUGUUUAAAACAUUUUUUUUUUAAGGUACAAGAUCUUAAAUAUGCCACUCUUGCUACUGUAUCUCGGUGUGGUAUGAUUUGGUUUAGUGAAGAUGUUUUAACGACCGAAAUGAUAUUUGAAAAUUACUUGAGCCGUUUAAUGAGUAUACCAAUUGAUGAAGGUGAUGAAGAUUCAAUGUCACUUAUUCCUCAACCUUUAUCUGCUGCAUCAGGGUCUGCAGUUGAUCAGUUUGUAUCACCAUCAUUACAGGUAUAUUUUGAAUAUUAUAUAUUGUUUUUAAAACUAAACAUUUUGUAUAGAAAUAUUUUUGUUUGUAUAGAUCCAAAUAGAUAUUGUCACAAUGUUGAAACCACAUUUGUCAUCUGAUGGUUUAGUUGUUCGAUGUUUAGAAUAUGCUAUUAAACAAGAACAUAUUAUGGACUUUACUCGAUUAAGAGCUCUUGGAUCACUUUUUUCUAUGAUUAAUCAAAGUAUUAGGUAAUUUUUCAAUAAUAUAGUAUAAUAUGGUUUAAGUAAAAAAUUACUAAUGUAUACAAUUUGUAUUUAUAACUUGGUUUUCAGAAAUGUUCUUCAGUAUAAUAGAACUCAUUCAGAUUUUCCACUUCCACAUGACCAACUCGAACAGUAUAUUCCAAAAUGUUUAGUUUAUGCUUUGUUAUGGAGUUUCGCUGGUGAUGCUAAAUUGAAAGUGCGUUCUGAUAUUGGGGAAUUUAUUAGAUCUGUGACAACUGUAGCUUUGCCACCAAUGACUGAGAAUAUAAUUGAUUACGAAGUAUGUUUUUAACACAAAGUUGGUUUAACGAAUAUUUUUUGUUUUAGAUAUUAUCAUUAAUGUUGAGAAUAUUAAAAAUAGUAAUCAUUAUUAUUAUAAUUAUUCUCCAAAAUACAUGUUAAUUUAGUUCUGUUAUUAUUAUUUAACUUAUUAUCUUAUUUGUUUCAUAUAAGUUUACUCUUAUUUAGGUUAAUGUUCAUGGUGAUUGGGUUCCUUGGUCAAGUAGAGUUCCACAAGUAGAAGUUGAAACUCACAAAGUUGCAUCACCUGAUGUUGUUGUUCCUACUUUAGACACUGUUAGGCAUGAGACAUUACUUUAUACUUGGCUUGCAGAACAUAAACCUUUAGGUAAGUUAAUAGCUAUUAAUUAUUAAUAAAAUAGUUAAAAAUUAUUUUUUUAUAAAAUGUAAUAGUCUUAUGCGGUCCUCCUGGUUCUGGUAAAACUAUGACUUUAUUCUCCGCAUUAAGAGCUCUACCUGAUAUGGAAGUUGUUGGUUUGAAUUUUUCAUCAGCAACCACACCAGAACUUUUGUUGAAAACUUUUGAUCAUUAUUGUGAAUACAAAAAAACACCUAAUGGAAUUGUUCUUUCUCCUGUUCAAGUGAUUAAUAAAUAUUUAUUGUUAUUAACAUUUAGUUUGUUUAUAUUUAUAAGUUUAUUGUUUGGUUUAAAGCUUGGAAAAUGGUUAGUAUUAUUUUGUGAUGAAAUUAACUUGCCUGAUAUGGAUAACUAUGGUACUCAAAGAGUGAUUUCAUUCCUCCGACAAUUAGUAGAACGGCGAGGUUUUUACAAGUAAUUAUACAUUUAUUUUUUCUUUGGUAAUAUACAGUGGGUAGUGCACAUUAACACCAUGAGUGAGUCUGGUGAUAUCUGACUAAUUUAUUGAUAAAAGAUCUCACAUCUCCUCCUUUCAUAUUUAAAAUUAAUAUUAUUAUGUAAAUAUUACACUGUUAUUAAAUAAAUCACAGUUUUCAAAAACAGUAAAGUUUUUUUAAUUUUUAUCUAUUUGGUUAAUGGUCACCUAGUUGCAGAUUUACCUAACCAUCACUAAUCUUAAGAAAACACCUACUAGUUCAGGUUGACAGAACAACCCUUGCAUUCCCAUUGUUUAAAUUUGUUAUUAAUGUAUUAUUAUUAUUUUUCUACAUGUUAAUGAACAUAUAAAAUUAGGAUUAUUAUAUAUUAUUAAAUGAAUAUGAUUUUAGACCAACAGGGGAUCAAGCUUGGGUGUCUUUAGAGAGAAUACAAUUUGUUGGAGCAUGUAACCCACCAACAGACCCUGGUAGAAAACCGUUAUCUCAUCGAUUUUUGCGCCAUGUUCCAGUAAUAUAUGUUGACUAUCCUGGUGAAACAUCGUUAAAACAGGUAAAUUAUAAUUUUGUAUUCAAAACAUGUUUACUUUGUCUUUUAAAAUAUAUAUAUUUAUUUAAUUUUAAAAAAUGUAUAGAUUUAUGGAACCUUCAGCAGAGCAAUGCUACGAUUAAUUCCUACACUUCGUGGUUAUGCAGAGCCUUUGACAAAUGCUAUGGUUGAAUUUUAUUUAGCAUCCCAGGAUCGUUUUACCCAAGACAUGCAACCUCAUUAUGUUUACUCUCCUAGAGAAAUGACCCGUUGGGUUAGAGGAAUUUGUGAAGCGAUUAGGUAAUUUUAUUAUCUUUUAAAAUAUUUCACAUAAUUAUUAUUGGCAUAAAUAAAUAUGGAUUUUAAAAAUUUGAUUUAAUGAUUUUAAUUGGAGAUAAAUCAUUUGGUGAAUCGCUGUAAUACCUACCAUGAUUACUUAUCUAGUCGAGAGCAAUGUUUCAUGCAUUAUUUGAAAAGUCACACUAUAAUAUUUAAUAAUCCAUUCUUCUUUAAAGAUAAAUAUUGUAAGAUUUAUAUUGCACUAUUUAAUAUUUAUUAUAUUUUAGACCUUUGGAAACAUUAAGUGUUGAUGGUUUAGUUCGUCUUUGGGCACAUGAAGCAUUACGUUUGUUUCAAGAUCGUUUAGUGGAUGAUGUUGAACGUCAAUGGACAAAUGACAAUAUUGAUAUAGUUGGUAUGAAACACUUCCCUGGAAUUAACAAAGAAGAAGCUCUUAAAAGACCUAUACUUUAUAGUAAUUGGUUACACAAAGACUAUGUACCCGUUGAAAGAAAACAUUUACGCGAUUACGUUGCUGCCAGACUAAAAGUAUAUAUGUUAUUAUUUUCAUAAUAUUGAAUAAUUGUGUGGUUUUUGUCAGUUAGUAAUUAUUUAUUUAUAAUAAUAAUUUUAAUAGGUAUUUUAUGAAGAAGAAUUGGAUGUUAAAAUUGUACUUUUUGAUGAAGUAUUGGAUCAUGUAUUAAGAAUUGAUAGAAUAUUCAGACAACCUCAAGGUCAUUUGCUGUUAAUUGGUGUUUCUGGAGCUGGAAAAACCACGUUAUCACGGUUUGUGGCAUUUAUGAAUGGUCUUUCAGUGUUCCAAAUAAGAGUAAGUUAAUUUUUUACUAUUAAAAACUUCAUAUAUUAAUUGUUGAUUAUUAAUUAUUAAAUAUAUUUAUUUUAUUUAUUUAAUAAUUCAUUUUUUUAAAAAUUUAUAAACAAUUUAACAAAUAUAUAAUAUGAUGAAAAAAGAAAUUUUACUUUUUAAGUUAAAAUCAAACAUAUCCAAUAUUUAAAAAUAUAGUUUUGAAAAUAUUUUUAAACAUUUACGAUACAAAUAAUUGAUUCAAAUACUUAUAAUUUGUUUAAAUACAAAUUAACUCAAUACUUAAAAUGUAAUUAUUUUGAUAUUUGCUAUUUUGUUUAUUAUAAUUACUCACUCUUUUUUAGGUUCAUAAUAAAUACACAAGUGAAGACUUUGAUGAAGAUUUAAGGGCUGUGUUGAGGAGAUCAGGAUGUAAAAAUGAAAAAAUUACAUUUAUACUUGACGAAUCAAAUGUAUUAGAGUCUGGUUUUCUAGAACGCAUGAAUACUUUGUUAGCUAACGGAGAAGUUCCUGGUUUAUUCGAAGGUAUAUAUGUUAUUAAAAUAGUGUUUUAAAUUUUACUUAUAUAAAUUGUUCAUUAGGAGAUGAAUAUACUACAUUAAUGACUCAGUGUAAAGAAGGAAGUCAAAGGGAAGGUUUGAUGUUGGAUUCAAAUGAAGAACUUUAUAAAUGGUUCACUGGUCAAGUAAUGCGAAAUUUGCAUGUUGUAUUUACAAUGAACCCCAGUUCUGAAGGACUAAAAGACAGAGCAGCAACUUCACCAGCACUUUUUAACAGAUGUGUUCUUAAUUGGUUUGGAGAUUGGUCAGAUACAGCAUUAUUCCAAGUAAAUAUUUUAAAUAAAUUUAAUAUCAAAUUUUAUAAUAUAUGUUUCAUUUUUAAUAGGUUGGCCAAGAAUUUACUCGAGCUGUCGAUUUGGAUGGACCACCUAUGUGGAAAGCUCCUGAUUUUUUCCCAUCAGCUUGUUCUUUAGUUCCCAGUAUACCUGAUUAUCGCACUGCUGUUGUUAAUGCUUUUGUUUAUGUACAUCAAACUUUACACAAAGCAAAUAGCCGAUUAGUAAAAAGAGGCUCACGAACUAUGGCAAUUACCCCUAGGCAUUACUUAGACUUUAUUAAUCAUUUUGUGAAAUUACACAAAGAGAAAAGAGCUGAACUUGAAGAACAACAACUUCAUUUAAAUGUAGGUUUAUCAAAAAUAGCUGAAACUGUUGAACAAGUGGAAGAGAUGCAAAAAUCAUUGGCAGUCAAAUCAAUCGAAUUGAAUGCCAAAAAUGAGGCAGCCAAUGCUAAAUUACAGCAGAUGUUUAAAGAACAACAUGAAGCUGAGAAGCGAAAAGUACAAUCUCAAGAAAUACAAGCACAAAUCAAGGCACAACAAGUAUUGAUAUCAGAAAAACGAGAACAUGUGAUGGCUGAUCUUGCACAUGUUGAACCUGCUGUAAUGGACGCUCAACAAGGUAAAUUAUAAUUAAAAUGUAUUAUUUUAAUUAAAUAACUAUACAUUGUAAAUCAUUUCUUUUUAGCUGUAAAGGAAAUCAAGAAACAACAAUUAGUUGAAGUAAGAUCAAUGGCAAAUCCACCUGCAGUUGUUAAGUUAGCAUUGGAAUCUAUAUGUUUAUUACUUGGAGAAAAUGCAUCAGACUGGAAAGCAAUCAGAGCAGUUGUUAUGAGGGAAAAUUUCAUUAAUUCAAUUGUUACUAAUUUUAGUACAGAAAAUAUUUCGUAAGUGACAAAAUAAAUUAAUAUUGUGUACUGAUUAAAAACAUUGUUUUUUUUUUUUUUUUUACAGUGACGAUGUUCGUGAAAAAAUGCACAGCAGGUAUUUGAACAAUCCAGAUUAUACAUUUGAAAAAGUUAAUCGUGCUAGUAUGGCUUGUGGUCCCAUGGUAAAAUGGGCUAUAGCGCAGGUAUGAAAUAAAAUAUAUUUUAUUUAUAAUUUAUAAACCUAACUUGCCUACUAAGUAGUAUUAUUUAUGUAUAGGUAAGUUAUGCUGAUGUAUUAAAAAAAGUAGAACCAUUAAGGGAUGAAUUGAAAUCUCUUGAAAAUCAAGCAUCAGAUAAUAAAGUUAAAAAUGAAGAAACUACAGCACUUAUUGCUCAAUUAGAACAAACUAUUACUGAAUACCAAGAAGAAUAUGCACAACUUAUUUCACAAGCUCAAGCAAUUAAAUCUGAUUUAGAAAAUGUCCAGAGCAAAGUAUGAUUAUUAUUAUUUAUAAUAUUUAUUUGUAGCUCUUUAUUUAUUUAUUUUCAUAAAUAAAUAUAUAUUUUUAGGUUGAUCGUUCGAUUGCUCUUUUAAAAUCUUUGGUGAUUGAAAGGGAAAGAUGGGAGUGUACUAGAGAUACUUUCAGAUCUCAGAUGGCCACAAUCAUAGGAGAUGUUUUAUUAUCAUCUGCAUAUUUAGCAUAUGCUGGUUAUUUUGAUCAACACGUAUGUUUUGUACACAAUUUAUUAUUUAUUAUUUUGGAAGAAUUAGUAAUGUAUGAUUGUUUUAUUUAUUUCAGUAUCGACAAAAUCUGUUCACUACAUGGUGUCAACAUUUGUAUUUAGCUGGAAUUCAAUAUAGAUCAGAUAUAGCAUUAACUGAAUAUUUGUCCAACCCUGAUGAAAGACUUCGUUGGCACGCUAAUUCAUUACCCACUGAUGAUUUGUGUACAGAAAAUGCUAUUAUGUUAAAGGUAAUAAUAACAUUUUUUAUUGUUGUUUAAAUAAUAUUUAAUAUUUUUUAAAUCCAGAGAUACAAUAGAUAUCCAUUAAUAAUCGAUCCAUCAGGACAAGCUACGGAAUUUAUUCUUAAGGAGUAUGCAGAUGCUAAAAUAACAAAAACUAGUUUCUUGGAUGAUUCGUUUAGAAAAAAUUUAGAAUCUGCUUUGCGUUUUGGAAAUCCUUUACUUGUUCAAGUAAGCUUUUUGUUUGAUUUGUAUUAUAUUUACCUAGUGGUAAUGUUUUUCAUAACAAUUAGUAUACCAUGUAUUUUAUUUUCUAGAGAAUAUUUGUUGAAUAAAGGUACCAACAAAUUAUUAGACUAUUGUGUCUAUAACAGGGGCGGAUCUAGGAUAAAAUAAUCGGGGUUAGGGAGUUCAAAUUUAUAUGAAGCAAACAUUUAUGAUAAUUCAAGUUAAGACUAUUAGCGAGUGAACAGGAAGGGGGGAUCUGACACUGAUCUAUAAACAUAAUAGAAAAUAUGUAAAAAUAAUUUUUGUAAUACUUUUUAAAUAUUUUAGGAUGUUGAAAAUUAUGAUCCAAUUUUAAAUCCUGUGUUAAACAGAGAACUUCGCCGCACUGGUGGCCGUGUUCUAAUAACACUGGGAGACCAAGAUAUUGAUUUGUCACCAAAAUUUGUCAUAUUUUUGUCUACUCGUGAUCCAACAGUAGAAUUUUCACCAGACAUAUGUUCUAGAGUAAUGUUUGUCAACUUUACAGUAACUAGAUCAUCAUUACAAAGUCAAUGCUUAGAUCGUGUACUGAAGGCUGAAAGACCUGAUAUAGACACUAAACGAUCCGAUUUACUCAAAUUACAAGGUAUGAGUGUUUGUUAAUUAAUAAAUGUACACAGUGUGUACUUAAUACAAACCUGUACUAUUUUAGGCGAAUUCCAUUUGCGUUUAAGACAAUUAGAGAAAUCAUUGUUGCAAGCAUUAAAUGAAGCCAAAGGUAAAAUAUUAGAUAAUGAUUCUGUAAUAACAACACUGGAGAGAUUAAAACAAGAAGCUGCUGAUAUAAGUAAAAAAGUUGAAGAAACAGAUAAGGUUAUUGCUGAGAUCGAAACUGUUUCGCAGCAGUAUAAGCCUUUAGCACAAGCUUGCAGUAAUAUGUACUUUACCAUGGACAGCUUAAAUCAAGUUCAUUUCCUCUAUCAAUAUUCAUUAAAAUUCUUUUUGGAUAUCUUCAGUUCAGUAUUACUAUCCAAUCCUAGAUUGGCAUCUGUCACUGAUCAUACAUCUCGAUUAGAUAUUGUGACUAAGGAUUUAUUUAAUGUAAGAAUUUAAAAAAAUGUUUUAUAUAUUUUAAUAUUAAAAAAUGAAUUACAAAUUUCCAGGUAUGUUACGAGAGAGUAGCCAGAGGAAUGUUGCAUAAUGAUAGGUUAACUUUAGCAAUAUUGUUAUGUCGCAUCAGUUUAAAGGGAUCACCUAUUGGUAGUACAUUAGAUUCAGAGUUUCAAUUUUUCCUUCGAGGUAAAGAAGGUGUUUUGAGUUCCAAUAAUUCAUCAGGACAGGGUUCCCUAAGUAGCUUGAAUCAAGAACAAAUUGAAGCUAUGAUAAGAUUAUCACACAGAAUAACGGCAUUUAAAAGUUUAUCAGACCGAGUUGAAGAGAUGCCAGAAUUUGGACCAUGGCUUGCACAGAAUACACCUGAACAAUGUGUGCCUAAAUUAUGGGAUGAAUCAACUCCAUUUAGCCCUGUAGCUACUGCCAUGUAUCAACUACUUGCUAUACAAGUAUGUAUUUUUAUUUUCAUUUUUUUAUUAAGAUUUCAUUAGCUAGAUUGUCUAUAAACUAAAAAAAAAAAAUGAUUUAAAAUAAAAACAAUUUGAAUUAUUUUCUCGUACACCCUUAUCUGAUAUGAAAUUGAUUUAUAUUGAUUUUUAAAGUACAAUUAAAAAAUCUAAUAAUUAACCGUUUAUGCCUGUAAACAUAUUUGUGGUGGGAUAAUGCUCCCUUAAUCAAAAAAACAUUUUUUUUUUUUUUUUAAGUAUAAAAUUAAAGAAAAAUUAAUAAAUUUUCAAUCUACGAAGGGUAAAAUACAUUUAAAAUAACAUAUAGGAUAAAAUAAAAAAAUUUUAUUUUGCAUAACACAUAUUUAAUUCAAGUCUACAAUUAAUUUUGAAAUUUAGUUCAGUUAAGUUUUUAAUAUUAUUUUUUAUAUCAUCUUUGAUCAUAAUUUACAAUUAUUGAUUUUGAUAAUUAUGAUUCAUUAAUUUUUAUUUAAUAUAAAAUUGUAUUUUAUUCUAUUACAUUUCUAUCUUGUUUAGGCAUUCAGGCCAGAUAGAGUCAUAGCUUCGGCUAAUUUGUUUGUCGAGGCCACUCUAGGUACACAAUUAACAUCCUCAGCAGAACGUGAACCUGACUUGGCAACAAUUGUUUUGAAUGAACUGGAUUGUAGUGUUCCAGCACUUUUGUGCUCAGCUCCUGGAUAUGAUGCUUCUGGUCGAGUUGAUGAUCUUGCUACUCAACAUAAUCAACUGUUAUCAUCAGUGGCAAUUGGUUCUGCUGAAGGUUUCCGUCAAGCUACUGAUGCCAUCAAUUCUGCAGUUCGACUUGGACGGUACCUAAUAUAUUAUUAAAAUUUUUCCUAUAUACCAUGAUUUUUAAUUUUUUUUUUUUAAUUAUUUAAGAUGGGUGUUAUUGAAAAAUGUUCAUCUGGCUCCACAAUGGCUUGUUCAACUUGAAAAGAAAUUACAUAGUUUACAACCACAUACUAACUUCAGACUAUUUUUAACUAUGGAAAUUAAUUCUGCUGUACCUGUGAAUUUAUUAAGAGCAGGGCGCAUAUUUGUUUUUGAACCACCACCUGGUGUUAAAGCCAAUUUAUUACGUACAUUUAAUACUGUAAGUGUACAAAAAUAAUUAUUCCCAAAAAAUGAAAUAAAUUAUUGUUAUGUUAUGUUGUUUUAGAUUCCAGCAUCACGCAUGAUGAAGGUACCCAAUGAAAGAGCUAGAUUAUACUUUUUACUUGCAUGGUUCCAUGCUAUUGUUCAAGAACGUUUACGUUACACACCACUUGGUUGGGCCAAACACUACGAGUUCAAUGAAUCGGAUUUAAGAGUUGCUUGUGAUACUUUAGAUACAUGGAUUGAAACAACUGCAAAAGUAUUUCUUACUAAAAAAAAAGUUUAAAUUUAAUUUAUGUUAAUUUUUUUACAUUUAUAGAGUCGUACAAAUUUACCGCCCGAAAAAAUUCCUUGGGACGCAUUAGUUACAUUAUUGUCUCAAUGUAUUUAUGGCGGCAAAAUUGAUAAUGAUUAUGAUCAAAGACUGUUGGCAUCAUUCUUAGGCAAGUUAUUCACAGCACGGAGUUUUGAAACAGGAUUUGCAUUAGUGGCUAAUGUUGAUGGAGUCGGGGGAGAUAAUAGGUACUAAAAUAUAGAAUUGUUUUUUUUUUUUUUUAAAUUAAUUAUUAUUUAUUUAAUGACAUCUUUUAGACAUAUCACAAUGCCAAAUGGGUCAAGAAGAGAUCACUUUUUACAUUGGAUUGAAAACCUAUCGGAUAGACAAUCGCCAUCAUGGUUGGGAUUGCCUAAUAACGCUGAAAAAGUACUUUUGACUACUAGAGGUAAUAAUUUGUAUAUUUUGAUUAAUGAAUAUAAUAUAGUCAUUAAUCAAAAUUAAUAUGAUCACUUUCUUAACCAAUAUUUUAAAUAGGUACUGAUUUGGUAAGUAAGUUAUUGAAAAUGCAACAACUAGAAGAUGAAGACGAACUUGCAUAUGUUACUGAACAAGCUGGUAAAGAUGGAGGUCCUGAUUCCAAUGUAUGUGCUGCUGAUGGCCGUCCAGCUUGGAUGAGGACAUUGCAUAAUUCAACGACUACUUGGUUACAACUUUUACCCCAAUCACUACAGACAUUAAAACGCACAGUAGAAAAUAUCAAAGAUCCACUUUAUCGAUAUUUCGAACGAGAAGUAAACUUUGGUUCAAAACUAUUACAAGAAGUUAUACAUGAUUUAAAUGAAGUAGCAGCUAUAUGUCAAGUAUGUUAAUAUUAUCUGAAUUAUUAAAUAUUUUGAACUUACUUUUUUAUUUUUAAAUAAACUUUUUGAUUAUUAUUAAUUUUUUUUUUUUUUUUUUUUGAAAUUGUUUAUAGAGUGAAAAAAAACAAACCAAUUAUCAUAGAAAAUUAUUAAGCGAUUUGGUUAAAGGAAAAUUGCCAAUUGGUUGGCGUCGUUACACAGUGCCAAGUGGCUGUUCAGUAAUCCAAUGGGUGUCAGAUUUUAGUCAACGUGUGAAACAAUUGCAACAAGUAUCACAACUAGUUUCUCAACGAGGUGCCAAUCAAAUUAAAGUAAGUUUUUUCAAAUAAUUAAAUAAUAAGUAUUGCACAAUAUUUAAUGAAAUGUAUUUGUUAGUCAUUUCCAGUGUGGCUUGGGGGUCUUUUAAAUCCAGAAGCUUACAUUACCGCUACUAGACAAUGUAUUGCACAAGCUAAUUCUUGGUCACUGGAAGAAUUAAUAUUAGAUGUUACCAUUACUGAUUCAUUUGAGUAUGAUUCAGUGCAACAAGAUGAAUGUAGUUUCGGUGUGAUUGGUAAGAUAUCUAAACAUUAUUUAAUUCUAGUAUUAAUUAUUUUUUUCAUGAUUAAAGGAUUAAAACUGCAGGGUGCACAAUGUCGUAAUAAUCAAUUAUUAUUAACUUCAUCCAUAAUGACCGAUUUACCAGUCACUUUGUUACGAUGGACACAGUAAGUAACUUUUCUGUAUGAAUUCAGUUUUUUAUUUAAACAUGGUUUUAAAUCUAAAUUAAUUUUUUUUAGUGUAUCAGCAGAAGAGCACAUAAGACCUAAUAAACUGUCUCUACCAGUUUAUUUAAAUUCUACCCGAUCUGAAUUAUUAUUCACCGUAGAAUUAGAUGUAGCUCCCGGGCAAGACCAUCAUACGUUUUAUGAAAGGGGUGUUGCAUUAUUAACAUCUACAGCUUUAAAUUAGGUAAACUAAUACGAAUGAUUAAAAUGUUAAUUAAUAUAUUUUUAUUUAAUAUUCAUUAUUAUAUGUGUUAAUAUUAUAAUAUUUAGAUAUUUAUCUUCAUUUAUAAUAUAAUUCAAUAUUCUAAUUUGUGGUCCAAUGCACGGUGCCAUUUAUUUAAUUCUAAUUUUUUAUCCCAAACAAAUAUUUUAAAUAGCUGUGAAUGCAUAAUAUUAAUUUAAUUAUUAAACCUAUUUUAUUACAUAUUUAAUUUUAUAUUUUAUAUUAAUAAAUCAACUUUUAUAGUCAAUUUAAAAUUGAAAUGAUAAUUUUGUAAGUGCAACGAUAUUUUUAACAUCUGUAUUAGCUAUUUUUUUUGUUGUCGCUCAGUUUCUAUUUGGUUAUUAUUCCUUUUAUUAUUAUUAUAUAUCAGUAAUCUCUGUUACUAGCCCGUUAGAAGUUUAAUUUCAAUGCGAGUUACUUAAUGUAUUUUGAUACGCUGUAAAAUUUUUUUAUUUAUUGCUAUUUUUAUAAUGUAAAUACAAUCAAAUAUUAAGAGCUUCGUAUUAAAACAAUUUUUAUUAACACGGUCGUUAUGCAUUUUUAAUAUUAUUUAUUAAUUACAUAAAAUAAUUUGAGGAGUUAACAAAUUUAAAGUUAAAAUUAUUUUUAUAAUAUUAUGUGAUAAUAGUUAAUAUAUAUAAUACAUUAACAAACAAUAAUUACUCACCAGUAACAUCAACACUAUUUUAGACAUGUUUCUUUAGAAAUAUAUACUAAUAUAACUAAGAAUUAUUAAACUUAACAUUUUCGGUAUGAAUUCCAGUCGGUUUUUUUUUGCAUUAGUAUAUUAUACUAAAUGUUAAAAAUCAUUAAUCAUUAUUUAAUGUUAUUUAAACUAUUAAGUUUUGUUCUGUAUUAAGUUUUCGCCACUCUAUAACCACUGAACGAUGUAACUCCUACUCCUUGUUCGUGUCUAGUAUUGAAUAUCUUUGGUUCUCCAUCUAAAAAUACUGCCACUUGAUCUCCGUGAUCAAUAUCUAAAAGUAUGGUGGCUGAUCCACCACCAGGUUUCGUUGCUAAAAUUGAUGACCAUUGUUUACCGCCGUUCAAUUUUUUUUGCAGUACCAUCCUAUUAUACCAAAGAAUUUUCAAUUAACAUAUUAUUAUCACUUUGUUUUCUGUAUGUCUUAGUAAAUAAUUAUGAUUUAGAUCUUAGGUGAUAUAAAUGGAUAUAGUCAUUGCCUAUAUUUUACCAAUGUAUUACUUAAAGCACAUAUUUUUUAUUUUUAUUAUUUUUUUUUAGUGAAAUUUAAAUAAUAUGCAAGAACGAUAACUUAUAUUGAGAUUGUUUUUUUUAUAGGAAAAAUUAUAAAUUAUUAAUUACUACAUAUUAUGUAGGUAAGUUACUUAAAUUAUCAUGGAAAAUAAUUAUUGCAUAUAUGCAGAUAGCUCGUUUCAACGAGAGACUCGUCGCUAAUAUGUGUUUCAAGUUAUCGGUGUUUGGCUUCAUCCAUAUACUAUAGAAUCUAAGGUGUAGUUAGUAGGUUAUCAUUUAUUACUUUGUAUUUUCAUGGGUGGAUCCGGAGAAGGAAAAUUGAUAGAGACCAGGACAGGCGCAUGUAAAGGCACCGACCUCGAGAUCCCACGUAACCGCCAGAUUGAGAACAUUUUGUUUGUACGCUAUCAGGCCCGUAGAGUGCACGGAUCCACUGCCAGUCGCCGAAAACGCAAUAGGUCCCCCGCAGUCGAUAGUUUUAAUCGAUUUCCGCGGUGGUAACGGAGUGACGGCUACGGUUACCGACAACAGUUGAACACCAAAAAACCAUAAUAAACACGUCUUGUACAUUCUGUUGGUGUACUCCGAAUAAUAACAAUAUUGUAAUAUUUAAACGAUGUUUUGUUACUUUUUAAAAGAAAACAAAUUGCACUAAUGAUUAACCUUUUCAAGGAUGUUUACUUUGGUUAUGGUAAUUAUUAUUUAUCGAAUAUGUAUUUAUCGGGUGGAACAAACGAGAUUACUGACGUGUUAUAUUAGGUUGUUAGCAUAUUAUAUACAUAGGUACCUACUUCUGAAUUGCAUUAAAAUAUAUUAUAACGAGUUAUUAUUUUCGUUAUUUUGACCAGGAACUUUAUACGUUUAACCCGUAAUUGAUAAAAUACCUACUGUUUUACGUUUAUCUAGAGUUAUAAAUGUAUAAAAAUUAUAAAACAAAUAGAAUUAAGUUCGUAAUUAUGAUUUAUAGUUGACACAAAAAUAAAUAAGAGCUUGUUUAAUAUUAUAGUGCGUUAUGCAAGACGAGUUAAAAAGACGAAUUUGUCUCGACAAACCUUUUUGUAAUAUUUUUCAGAAAGGAAAAUAAUAUUAAUUCUGUGGAUUAAAAUUAAUAUUCGGACAAUUAAUUUAAAUUCAAAUUAUUAUUAUUUUGGUACGGGCACUCGUCGUCCCGCUAGACCAAGUUUGCAUAGUCGCAAUCAUUAAAAUGAAUAAUAAAUAAUAUUCAUAAUUAAUGGCAAAAUCUAUUAUUGUUAUUAUUUAUUUGAAUUAUUCAUAUUUAAUAAUAUAACCGUGGUAAAAAUCCCGUGGUGGUGAUUAUAGUUAUGUCGUCGUUCGCAGUCUGGUAUACACCAUGACCCUAGUUACGGUUUACUAAAUAUUCUGUUUUUAGCGCAGAUGAGCACAGAUGGGUAUUCAAAACACUUGUAAUUUUAAAAAUAUAUUGUAUGUCCAUUAAGAGUCCCCUGCACUUAACGUUUUUUCCAAAUUCUCAAACGGGGAAUACAUUACAAAAUGAUGCCGUCGCAAAAACCGUGAAAACUCAAGCCUCAACGAAAACAAAAUGGCCGCGGUUUUAUAGCAGUUUUUAAUCUCUAGCAGUCUAACGCACAUACACGAUAUGUUCGUAUAGGGAGUAGUGCCCAGCAAUAGUUCAAGUAUUUUCGUUACUAUUGCGCAUUUGCACUGUAUUGUGUCUGUUAUUUUAAUUAAAUAAAUUAUUCCCCCCCCUUUCCGUUAUAUUUGAACAUUUCUAAUAGCCUGUUGGUAGAUUGAGGCGAUAAUGGUCUGGUUGAAUUUCAAUGUGAAUUUAACCAUUGUUGUUGCCUGGGAAGGGUGUUUUUUUUAGCUUUGAACAGCCUUACAAACUCCUUCUAAUGCACCCAGAGGGAUGAAAUUUUGAACACGCAUGAUUAGUUAGUAUUAAGAUACUGCCUUUUACGAUCAAAUUCUACCAUUUUUUUUGGAAGCCGCACAACUAUAUUGUAGUACAGUAUUUAGUAGGUAUUGUAUUAUUAUAGUAGGUGUUUGGUUAUUUAUUCUUUUCAAAAAUAUUUCUACUAAUACACAAAAUUUGUAGAGAAAAAUUCAACUCUAGUGACGGAUUUCUGCUCAUUACGAGAGUUUUUUGUUUCACAUGGUUUUUUUUUUUUAGCCUCUCCUUUGUGCGUAUACGUACAUAUAUCUCGUUUAAUGAAGAGUAUUUUUUUAUUUAUACUAAUUUUUUAGUAUUUACUCAUGGUUGCUGAAUGCUGGCUACAUUUUCACCCAAAGAAAUGAGUAUUUUUUGACCAAAUCGCACGUGGUGUUUAUUUAUUCGUGUUCACCGUUGCCGUAAUACCGUAAAACUAAUAAAAAUCCUUACAUAACUUACUUUUAUAACGGUGAAACGAUCAAAUAACCGUAUAGAUUCUCUGAUAUUCUGAUAUACCUAUAUUAAAUUAAAAGUGCAUUAAACUGCAAUCUAUUACUUAUUUGUAUCUAACAAAUAUUUAAAACACUCGGGCCGUCCCCUGCAUGCAGCUACAUCACAAUCGACGAGUAUAAAUGUCGGUACGCAAUUUUAUAAAUCGGGAAACGUAUCAAAAUGAAAAUAUUUGUUUCGUUUUUCGUUCUUGCAGUUUGUUACAUAAAUGUGUUUUUGUUACGGAAUUUCAAUAUUAAAAUCUAAACAAAAUAUAUCUAAUACCUUUGUGCUCAACGUUAUCAAUACCUGCAUUAUGAAUACAUCUGCCAACAGUGCAUAUUCUUGGGUGCGUGUUCAAAUUAUGUAUUAUUAUUGCGUGUUAUACAAUAGUUGCACUUUUAUAUAUAAAAAAAAAAUAUAUAUAUUAAUAAAACAAAUAAUAUUACAACUUACUAUUACCAGUUUCACACCACACAUUUGCGCCGGGCAAUUUCGUAUCUACACCGAUUAUCGAUUCUUUAAUUUUAGUAAUUUAUACAUAAUUAUGAAUUAAAUUUUUUUUUCAUGAGGGGGGAAAGGGCGGGAAAUGUAUAUAGAGCAACCUGCCUACUGAAAAAAAAAAAUGUAAAUACUAUUAAUCAAAUAUUUUGCAAUGCUACACUGAUAUAAUAAUACAGUAUUGUGUACAAAUUUGCAAUUUCACUUAUUAGGUACUAUUUAAUUAUAAUUAUUAGAUACGCUGGAUUGGGCUUUUCGGGCGCUGUAUUAUCGGCGAUGAAGCCAAAAUACAUAUCUACUACGACAAAAAUUACUUCCGUUGGUCAUUUCAGUAUUAUUUAUUUAUUUAUUUAUUUAGAUAGAUAAACGCCAAAGAGGUUUUAGUACAGAAAUAAAUACAUAUAUUUUAACAUAACAGAAUACAAUAACAUAUGACAUACAUCCUAUAGUAUUAAAUUGCAAUAAUAUUUGUUAAAAUACAAUUAAAAAGCUUUAAUAUAUAAGAAUUUGGAAAAAUACGAUGGAUACUUACAAAUGAAAGAAAUCGAUUCCGGAUUCAUUUCCCAUCCUCAAAAUUCUUUCUAAGGGAUUAUUAUACCCAUAAUUUGUACGGUGGUUUUUGACAAAGAAUGUAAAACUACGUGCGUAAUACUGAGGAACAUUUAAGGAAAUACGUUCUAAGAGAGAGGAACAUGUGAUUAAUUAAUUUAGAGAGGAAGCAAUAUGUCAGUAUUUUUACGACAAAUAGAUAAUUGACUGAGAUAAAGAAUAUUUUGAAUUAUAUUAACAAUAUCAUAUAAAUAGGUAAUAAUAAUAAUAAUAAUAAUGAUAAAAAAAUAGCCUAGUGUGUACUCGUAUAAGAACAAAAAGAAAUGUAUGAUUAUUUUAUUUUUAUUAUCAAAAAAUUAAAAAAAAUGAAUUACCAUUAUACUGCACAUUGUACAAUAAUAUAGUAAACAAUUUAUUAAAAAUAUAGAAUAUAGGCACACUAUGUUGCUCUACGAGUUGUACGUAUUUGACGAAUAAAUUAACCGUGUUUGAUAUUGUGCUGGGUCACCCGUUGAAUUCGAAUUGUUCCAUAUAAUAAUUCCUACAGCUACGUAGGUUUAAAAGAAGCUUACAAUUUACGGUCUGAUUGGGAUAAAUGUUCGUAGGUGUCCCUUUGUUAUUUAUUGAAAGCAACUGAAUGGAUUGCCUUUAUUUUUAUCGGGAACGAUUCAAUUACUGAAUUAAUUCUAAAUCUAGAUGUAUUUAUAAUGAUCAUUAGGACGUCACUGAAACAUCAUAUCAUUUAUCACGAUCAUCGAUCAACAAAUAUCACCAACAAAUGUUCUGAAUUUCUGAUGUCCCCUGUACUGACGAGUUUUUUUAACUGUUAAUUUUUGCCGGUUUGUUAUCGUGAAUCGUGAAUAUUUUUUAAAAAUAUUAGCUAUAAGUUCGGAAAAUGUAAUCAUUAUUAUACUACCUACUAGUUAAACCGUUGACAUACUUCAUACCGUGGGCCAAGGCCGUACUUGUGGGGGGGGGGAUUGGAAGUUCAAUCCCCCCACAAAAUUAUUUUCCAGUUACAGUCUUGGGCAGGCCACUUUUAUGGGUAGGAAAUCUGGAAUGUAUGGGAUAUUGAGUUAUUUAGUUUAUACAUUUAAAGCAAUGAUACACUUUAUUGUAUUCAAGAAACGUUUCUGAAUGGAACUAGGUGAUAGUAUUAAUUGGGUUUUCCCCCUUAUUAUAGCUUUAGUUACCCAGAAAUCGGCAAAACUAAAAACCAAUGUAAAAUGUUAUUAUUGUCAUUUCUAAAUUUUUGUGGUUUUCCUGAUUUUAGAAAAUUAUAACUGAUACAGAGUUAUUUCAUAGUCCGCAUUAUCACCAAAAUAAUAUGAAUUACGUUAUCAUUUAGACUGUAUUUA
Molecule: messenger RNA, 27486 nt
Organism: Cinara cedri
Lineage: Eukaryota; Metazoa; Arthropoda; Insecta; Hemiptera; Aphididae
Source: the annotation of a GenBank genome assembly